AUGGCUGCACCACAGUACACACCUUCUUCGGAGAUCAUUCAUCUCGUACACACCUUCAGCGACACCCUCGAUGCACUGCCACCGGCGUUGACGCGCUCCAUCUCGGAUCUGAAGGAGCUGGAUGCCGUGCUCAGUGGUCAGUCUCUGCCUGCUGCGUGGCUUGACGAGCUUGUGCAGCUCAUAUGGGUGACUUAUCCAUUCUAUGGACUGUACGCUCCUAGGCUCGCUCAAUGUGAUCACGACCAAGCUGCAAAAGCUCUUGACGAUGAUGACCACCCCGCCCUCGUCCUCGUCCUCGUCCUCGUCCUCGUCCUCGUCCGACCGCGCCGCGUGCACACCCUACGAUCGACUGCGACUUCUGAGGGAGGUCACUGAGGAUGCUCGCGUGUUCAGGCUCGGCGGUGAGGACAAGAUCAGGGUCGCGACUUCGACUUGCGAAACGGUCAGUCGACGGCUUUCUGGCGAUUGGGUCCGGCGUGCUGCAUCGAAGCCUUGCGCUUACGCUGUCGAUUCGCCUUGCGCGUUGAAUUUAGAUUGCCACCCACCAAAAUCACCUCGCGACCCUCUCGACCUUACUACUCGAGUUCCUCCCCGCUCUAAUGUUGCCGACGCUGCCCGCCCCUUCGGCUCCUCACGGCUACCCACAAUCCAACACCGCCGACACCGCGAUCCAACGACGCCAAAUGUUCCAUUUACCGCCCGAACGUCACCCAGGUCAAGGAUCGACGUCGAGGAUGUCCGCUGCGAUGGGCAUGGCCCGUGACUUGUACGAGGCGACGUCGUCGAGGAAUACGACGCUCGGGAAUGGAUCCGCCGCCGGCGCGCGAACGCUUUCGACUUUGGCACCGAGUGCUUCCAAUCCCGCCGCGGGAGCGAGUGGGGCCGCAGCAGGAGGAGGAGGAGGAGGAGGGUCGCACAAGAAGCCUCGAGCGCAGAACGCCAAUGCGACUGCGCACGCCGAAAAGGAAGCGAGCAAGCACCCGAACCAAUACACCAAGAAGCGAAUUGCGCAGGCCCACCAGACCGCCCAAGCGAAUGCGAUCGGCGUCCAUUCUCUCACGGCCCAAGGCGGCGUCAUCGCCAGUGCGCCGGCCGUCAAUGCUCAGGCUGGAGUUUAUGCACAUUCGGCUUCGCUCGGUGGGAUGACCGCCGUUGAGGCCGUCAAGGAGAAGCGGAGGCUCGCGGGGACAUCGUCGAACACUGGCGUCGAUUAUGCUCAGAGUGGAGGGGGCCUGUACCCCGAGGACCAUGCGAUGCCGCAGAGCAUAUCGCCGAGGGUCGGGGGCAAGAGGAAGGGCGAGGAAGGGUAUGGGGCCAGGAAGAAGAGCAAGAAGACGUAUGUGCUGAUGCUGGUCUGGAGAUCGCCGACGUCCCGACGAUGCUGAACUUGUCCUUUCCGCUAUCACAGCGUCGAGGCUUCCCCCGAUCCCACACCCCGAACAUUGCCGACUUCCACUACGACCACCACGUCGGCUUCGGCUCCCACGACCACGACCAAAACCGCUCGACGAGCAGCGACCUCGGCCAUCUCGGCCAUCAAGGACUCGGCGAUCGACCCCUUCGGUAUGAACGCCCAAGAAGCCGCGGCGACGACGCAACAGGCGUCGAUGAACAGGCUGCAAGAGGCCGCCGACCUCGGCGACGACGACGAAACGGACAAGACGUUGUACUGCUUGUGCCAGCGCCCGAGUUUUGGCGAAAUGAUCGCUUGCGAUGGACCGACGUGUCCGCAUGAAUGGGUGGGUUUGCGAGGGGAUCACUUCACUGCACCUUGGAAGACGCGACUGAUGCUAAGCUUCUAUUGCCUGGGCCCGACAGUUUCAUCUCGACUGUCUCAAGAUGUCGUCCGCGCCGAAAGGGAGUUGGUUCUGCGAUUAUUGUCGGGUGGGUUUCCCAAGUCGUACCUAUCUCGCUCUUAUUUGCGACCCAGACUGACGAGCGAUUGCUUUCAUCAACAGGCGGAGAAGGAAAAGAAGAAGGGCGGUCGUCGGUGA
Messenger RNA from Microbotryum saponariae, 1994 nucleotides. The record is from the annotation of a GenBank genome assembly. Lineage: Eukaryota; Fungi; Basidiomycota; Microbotryomycetes; Microbotryales; Microbotryaceae.